AUGGCUAAUACUCUGGUGGGAAAAUUCUUCUACCUACGCCCCAUGGUGGAGAUGGUCAGAAAAUGGGUCAAGGACAAAUGGAAACUGAAAUGGAGUGUUUCUGUUAGUGCCAUGUUUGGAGCCCUCUUCCUCUUCAAAUUCACUGCUGAGGAGGAUGUCGCUCUUGUCCUCUCUAGAUGUUGGUCCUAUGGUCGAAACAACCUAUCCCUCUGUCGUUGGAAGGAUGGCUUCGAACCAGCAACUGAUUUACAUAAAACUGCUCCGGUAUGGGUUCGGCUCCCAGGGCUUCCCCUUGAAUACUGGGAUGAGUCCAUCUUUAAAUGGAUUGGGAAUUCCUUUGGUCAUUUUGUUGGUGUUGAUGAUAUCACCAGAGCCAAAUCACGCCUGGUAUAUGCUUGUUUCUAUGUUCAAGCUAUUGUGACCAUGAAUCUCCCCAACUUUAUAACCCUCGAAUCCAGGCUUUGUAGCUUGACUCAAGCCCUGGUUUAUGAAAAUGCCACCCUCUUCAGCCAAAAAUGCCACAAAUCUGGGCAUAUUAUUUCCCAAUGUAAAGCUUUGGCCCCCUUGCCUCUUAAGCUUAAGGACUCAACCGUGGUUGAAGACCUUGUGCCAAAUGCUCCUAUUAUUCAUCAAGACUCGGUUGUGGGGCUUGUUGUGACUCCUACUCCUGGCCUAGACCUGCCUCCCCCUGCAGUCGAGGACCCAGUUAUGGAAGAAUACCCCUUUGCUGAGAGUAUUAACAACCUUCUCAAAUCUCCUACAAAGCAUGUGGAUGAAGCCUCUAAAUCGGCCUUGAAAGAACAGUGCAUCUCCCUGACGGCCAACUCGGUUUCACUGGUUGAUCAACUGGAAGAUGGCCAGAUUGUGAGGGACCCCACUCUCACCCCAGAGAUAGCUUUCUCCUAG
Molecule: messenger RNA, 906 nt
Organism: Cryptomeria japonica (Japanese cedar)
Lineage: Eukaryota; Viridiplantae; Streptophyta; Pinopsida; Cupressales; Cupressaceae
Exons: 1
Coding region: 1-906 (301 amino acids)
Source: RefSeq, a predicted model, not a curated record